AUGUCUGAAAAAAUGGAAGAGCAGCAGGCGUCAGCGCCAACCGCUUCAGGAUCAAAAUCGGAAGAGUCGGUGGCACUGCGCAAUUGGCAACUCGCCAACGGUGUCACGGUCAUGGAUUCAGCGUAUGAGUAUGACGAAGUCGAGCAAAACGAGAUGCGUUCAGCCAAACCGUGGCAGAAGGAUCCGCACUACUUCAAAGAGGCACCUGCACCGGCGGAACAUCAAAAAGGUCAAAAAGCAUUCUUCUUUCACUGA
This is a messenger RNA of Ostertagia ostertagi, 255 nucleotides long. Lineage: Eukaryota; Metazoa; Nematoda; Chromadorea; Rhabditida; Trichostrongylidae. The record is from the annotation of a GenBank genome assembly.